UUCCAUCGUUGUUGCGAGAGUCGAGAGUCGAGAGUCUCAUUCCCUGCCCCAGUUCUCAUUUCGAGAGUAUCUACUACUACUAGUAGUAAUUCAAGGCGAUUUCUUCCGCUGCCCAUACAGAUCUGUCCUUCGUUACUUCUGAGUCGACGCAAAAGUCUCAUUUCCUGCACAGAUCUCAUUUCGAGGGUUUCUAAUUCAAGGCGGAUUUUCCGCUGCUCAUACAGACCUGUCAGUCGUUGCGGAACCACCACUUUGCCGGACUCUACUGCUUCCUCUUGUGUAGUUCGAAACCAUGGCUGCAGAAGCAGCGAACGCCGGCGCUGAAGUCAAUGAUGCUACGGGUGGCAGUAACGGCGUGGAGCACAAGGAGGAGUGGGUCACCAACUCGCGCGGAAUGAAGUUAAUGUCCGCGUCGUGGGUGCCGGCCAACCGACCGCUGAAAGCGCUCAUCCUCCUCCUCCACGGAUAUGGCUUCGACUGCACCACCUACUUCCAAGCCACAGCAGAGCGCCUGGCGUCGGAGGGUUAUGCGUCCGAGGGUCUCAGCGUGUUCAUCCCUGAUUUCAACACACUCGUGGAUGACAGCCUGGCGUACUUUGCUCCUAUCAGGGAGCGACCAGAGCACCAGAGCAUACCCAAGUUCCUGUGUGGGGAGUCCAUGGGUGGCGCAGUGGCUCUGUGCAUCCAUCGCAAGCAGCCUGACCAAUGGGAUGGCGCCAUUUUCAUGGCUCCCAUGUGCAAGAUUUCAGCCAAGGUGCGGCCUCCAGCCAUCCUAGUGCAGCUGGUGCAGGGCCUGGCGUAUGUGCUGCCCACAUGGCAGAUAGUUCCGUCUGCUGAUAUUGUCACCUCCUCCAUUCGCGACCCAGAGAAGCUUAAGAAGAUAGCAGCAAGCCCUACACCUACCGUGCUCGACCACGCAUGCGAACAGCUCUCACCAUGCUGCAUGCCAGCCAAGACGCAGAGCGCACCCUGGACCAGGUCUCCCUGCCCUUCCUUCUGCUGCAUGGGAUGCUGACAUCGUCACCGAGCUGGAGGGCAGUCAGGCUUUGUAUGACAAGGCGAGGAGUGAGGACAAGACAUUUAAAGUUUACAAGGACGCGUGGCACUUGCUGACGGAGGAGAGCCGGAGGAGACUGCUGAGGAGGUGCUGAGGGAUAUGAUUGGCUGCUGGACGAGAGGAGUCAACGCAAGUCAACAAGUGAACAAGCCAAAGCGUAGAGGGCAGGUAGGUUCAGUGCAUGAUGUGUCGCGGACUCCCUCCCUGCCCUUCCUGCUGCUGCAUGGGGAUGCUGACAUCGUCACUGAGGAAUUCAAGAGGAGGAGUCAGGCUUUGUACGACAAGGCGAGGAGUGAGGACAAGGCGUUGGUUGUACAAGGAUGUGUGGCACUUCCUCACCGAGGAGAGCCGGAGGAGACUGCUGAGGUUGUGUUGAAGGAUAUGAUUCGCUGGCUGGACGAGAGGAGUCAACGCAAGUUAAGUGAGUCAACAAGCCAAGGCGUUGAGGCAGAGGAGGAGCUGUUCAAGUGAAAGAAUAACUAGAACAAGGCAUACAAGGGAAUAUAACCUAAUGGGUUUUACUCCCUAAGGCACAACCCUAUAUAAUCUAAAAAAACAUACAAUAUAUGUUGACGAGCCUGUUAAGGAGGUGCUGAGGAGGGGUAUGACUGGCUGGCUGAAAAAAGAAGUCAACGCAAGUCAAUGAACAGGGUGUGCCUCUGCCACAAAGGUGCGGAUUGAUUGUCGGCCACUGUUGUGGAGUUUGUUUGCAAACAAACAAAAUUGUGCCUUAUUAGUUCCGGAG
Closterium sp. NIES-67 is the source of this 1802-nucleotide messenger RNA. The record is from the annotation of a GenBank genome assembly. NCBI's taxonomy places the organism in Eukaryota, Viridiplantae, Streptophyta, Zygnematophyceae, Desmidiales, Closteriaceae.